Setaria italica (foxtail millet) is the source of this 2161-nucleotide messenger RNA. Its product is annotated as protein LAZ1. The record is from RefSeq and is a predicted model, not a curated record. Bases 406 to 1830 code for a protein of 474 amino acids. Lineage: Eukaryota; Viridiplantae; Streptophyta; Magnoliopsida; Poales; Poaceae. Gene Ontology annotation, molecular function: transporter activity. The transcript has 9 exons. Gene Ontology annotation, biological process: transport.
CGACUUGCCGUGCCAGUUCGGAACUUUUUCAGCUGGAGCCGCGUAGUCCCGGAAGUUAUCGACGCCACAUCAGCUGGUCAGCCCCCACCCCUCUUGGCAUCCGCCGCCGGCCCCCCGACCGAGACCACGAGACGCCGGCGCCGUCCCGUUGCCCCCCUCUUGUCGCGGAAUAAGCAAGGCGCCUCCGGCCGCCGCUCCCCCGCCGCCCGAACCGCCGCGGCUCGAUCUUCAAGCCGGCCUCGAUUCCUCGAGGCCGUUUCAACCCCGCGCUGCCGCUCAGAUAAGCACAACUUGGACUGGUAAUUUGGUUCACGUUCUUGGAAUGCUCGGUCUUCUAGUGAACGUGUAGUUUUAUGAUGUUGAGGACUAAGAGCAUAGGAGGUCAUCAAAGUGUUAUCAGCUUCCAUGAGGGUCAAUCUUGGGCUCCUCUUGCCCUUAAUGGACAAAUAUGCAGCGCCGACAUGGGCCAUACUGAUAUCAGGAUUCUUUAUGCUGCUUUCUGUUUCUCUCUCAAUGUACUUGAUAUUUGAGCACCUCUCAGCAUACAACAAUCCAGAGGAACAGAAAUUUGUUCUUGGUGUUAUCUUAAUGGUCCCUUGCUAUGCUAUUGAAUCGUAUGUUUCGUUGGUAAAUCCGGACACCAGUGUCUACUGUGGCAUCUUGCGUGAUGGCUAUGAGGCAUUUGCUAUGUAUUGCUUUGGAAGAUAUAUUACUGCUUGUUUAGGUGGUGAAGAAAGGACUAUUGCAUUUUUGAAGAGGGAAGGUGGCGAAGAUUCCGGGGAACCUCUUCUGCAUCAUGCCUCUGAAAAGGGAGUCAUUCAUCAUCAUUUUCCUAUUAAUUACAUAUUGAAACCAUGGAGACUUGGUGUGCGGUUUUACCAGAUUAUCAAAUUUGGUAUAUUUCAAUAUGUGAUUAUAAAGACACUCACAGCUAGCUUGUCUCUUAUUCUUCAACCUUUCGGUGUAUAUUGUGAUGGAGAAUUCAAAUGGGGAUGUGGGUACCCUUACUUUGCUGUAGUCCUGAACUUCAGUCAAUAUUGGGCCCUAUAUUGUUUAGUGGAAUGGUACACGGCUACUAAGGAUGAAUUGGCACAUAUUAAGCCAUUGGCAAAAUUCCUUUCCUUCAAGUCAAUAGUGUUUCUGACUUGGUGGCAGGGUGUGAUAAUUGCUAUCAUGUAUUCUUUGGGCUUGGUUAGAAGUCCAUUAGCACAGAGCUUGGAGUUGAAAUCAAGUAUUCAGGAUUUCAUCAUCUGUAUAGAGAUGGGCAUAGCAUCAGUUGUUCACCUGUAUGUGUUCCCUGCAAAACCUUAUGAGCUAUUAGGUAAACAAUAUUCACCUACAAACAUUUCAGUACUUGGGGACUACGCAGCCUCAGAUCCUGUGGAUCCUGAUGAGAUAAAGGAUAUCAGUCGACCUACCAAAGUGAGGCUUCCGCAGUUGGAACCAGAUGAGAUAAUUGCAACUAAUAUUAAAGAGAGUGUUCGAGACUUUGUAAUUGGCAGUGGAGAAUAUGUCAUAAAAGAUUUUAAGUUCACUGUUAACCAAGCAGUACGUCCAGUGGAGAAGCGCUUUGACAAAAUGAAGAAGAACAUCAAGUUCAGGCAAAGCCGGGAUGACAAUUGGGUGAAUGCAUCAACACCAGAGAGGACAAUUCGUGGUAUCGAUGAUCCUCUCAUAAGUGGGAGCGCCAGUGACAGCGGGAUCGGUAAAGGGAAAAGACAUCGCAGAGAACCAAGUUCAGCUGGUACUGUGGACGGUUGGGAAGGUACUGAGCUGGCACCUGAUGGCUUCAUCAUACGGGGCCGCCGGUGGGAAAUCAAGAAAUCGUGAAUUCGUGAUCCUCUUUCCAUACCGCCAGCGGUGAAACUCUGCAGAUUGGAGCAUCCGGCAAUUGGCACAUAUGUUUCCGGUGACUUGCUGUAUUGCUAGUGAAUUUUGCUACUAGCAUGAAGCUUUGGCUGGGCCAUACACUACUGUGCAGAACUUUUUUAUGUGGUAGACUAGUAGAUUGUGUACAUAGCAGACCAUUUCCUGUCCCCUUUGAUUUCUGCUGACAGCCGGGGCCAGGGAACUGUACGUGCUUAUAUUAGCCACUAAAAGUGUGCUUAAAUUCAAUCUACACUGUUAACUUCCGUCUAUAAAUAUUUGUUCUUGGUGCACA